AUGGCAUCAACACAGCCCUCCACAUCCACCAAGAAGGUGUCGAGUGAAGACAUCAUCUCGCAAAAGGUAAUUCUCACCCGCAGCACGAUCCUCGCUCUGGCAGACUUUGUUGACGCUUGCUCCCGUUUCCGCUCACAGACGGACCUCUGCAUCAGCAAUGCGGUAGUCAAGACCGGAAUCGGCUUCUCGGCCGGUGUUGUGCUUUCGGUGUUGCUCUUCCGACGACGUGCAUUCCCCGUCUGGCUCGGAACCGGCUUUGGUCUGGGCUCUGCAUACACGGACUGCGAGCGCUCGUUCAACCCUGUCGCUGUUCCCGGUGUGCGCGUGGUUCCCUCAUCGAGCUCCGCCAACGUUUCGGCCACUAGCUCUUCGCCACAGACGACGUUUGAGAAGCUGCAACAAAAGGCAGGCGAGGCAUUCGCGGCUGCCAAGGACAAGACUGCACAGGGCAUCGACAAGGCACAGGAGAAGGGCGCCCAGGUGACCGACAAGGUCGAACAGAAGGGCAGCCAGGCCAUCGACGCCGCCAAGGCCGAGGCAAAGAAGAUCGAGGACAAGCAUGCCAAUCUGCGAAUCUACACCCAAUUCAACAUGCGCAUACCGUAUCUUUCGCGUCCAGUCGCUCCGAGUCAAGCCAGGACCGUGGGUGUCCUGUGCGCUGCCAAGCGGUACGCUAUCCAUUCGUCACUCGAGCCGAACCGCCUGCCCGGGUCCGACUGCCUGGCAUGUCGACUGACCGGCUUUGCGGCGAUGAGCGGUCUGGGCGCCUACUCGUUUGUCGAGGCAUAUCGAAUGGGCACCUUGCGGCGCUCGCCGCUGCCGGCCGGUGUCAAGGCGCGCCCGACGGGCGGCGCACAGCCGGUGCAGAGUGGAUUCGCGGGGGAUCGGUCUGGCACAGAUCCGAGGCGCCGCAUUGGCACCGAGGCGAACCCGGCGACGAUCGUCAAACACGUCAAGACGCCCACCUACCGCCGUCAACUCGAGUACUCGCACGUUCUUGGCAUCAUUACCAAUGCGGGCCCGUCCUUGCUUUCUUCCGUACGUGUCCCUCUUUUGCUCAGGGCCACUCUCAGCCUUUCCUCCCCGCCGUCGACGUCGCCGCUGCCGCCGCCGCCGAUCAUGAUCUCGAAAAUGAAGCCCCGCGAGCACUGGGGCCGGGACGAUUCGCAUACGAUGCACAAGGACGACUCGUCGAUGGUGCGCCUCACCCUCCAGCUCAUGCAGCAGAACCGUCCGCAGGUGAUGGUCAACGUUGCGCUCGCUGUCAUCUUCCUCGUGGACUUUUGGAUGUCGGUCUUCAACAUGUUCCACCGUCUGCUCAUCAAGCUCCACAUCAUCGCUCCGCUGCCGGACAACUGCGUGCCUCCUGCGUUCUCGCCCACGAGCCCGCCACCGUUUGCGCAGUGGCCACUGACGCACCUCUUUUGCCGCGGCGUGCACGUGUACAACUUCUUGACCGGCUACAACGAAGAGCUGCGUCUACACCACGACCUGUACUGUCGCAAGCCCAAAAACGAAUGGAUCCGUGAUUGGGCGUAUUGGGAAGGCAUCGGUAGCCAGGGUGAGUGGGGCACACCCUUUGCUGCUGCCGAUAGCGACAGUCGAUGCCCCUGUCCCGGUCUCAACAUCCUCGCCACGCAUGGCAUCAUCCACACCUCGGGUCGAAAGGUGGCUGCAUCCAAGAUGGUCGUGGGCCUCUCGAGGGCGUUCAAUAUUGCGCCGACGAUGGCGUUGCAGCUCUACUCGCCGCUCUUCCCCGUGUUUAGCGCGCGUGGCCACAUCUUUGACCUCGAGGACCUUAGCAUCAUGAACGUCAUCGAACACGACGCCAGCCUGCUCCGCCCAGACUUCCACCUGGCCGACUGGAAGAAGGAUCCCAAAGCCAUGUGCCGGCCUCAUCAGGACAUGAUCGACCGCUGGUUCCCUGCGCGCCUCAAGCACGGUCAGCUCAAGGACGACAUGACCGACCGCGAUUUCGCCGAGGCACUCUGCAUCCGUCGCAACGAAUCGAAGAAACGCAACCGACAGUACACCUCCAACGUGGUGCAGAGCCUGAUCGGCUCCGGAAGCUGUUGUUUGAUGCUCAACGUCUUUGGCGGCAAGGUGCUCGAUCUGCGCGAGAUGGCCGGAAGCGUCAACAGGGAUCUGCCGGGCGUGAGGCAGACCGAGCAUGGCGAACAGUACGGAUACGAACGCAUCCCCGCCCGCACCAUCAAGGGCGAAAAGGCCCAAGGUUGUCCUAUGGCAGCUGCUUCGCACCAGCAGAAGUGGCAGCCGGCCACCGCAAAGAGGUUCUUUGGCAUGACCAUCUUCGAGGCUCUCUGGACCACGUUCAACAUCGAGAUGCGCGCAAGAGCCUGA
Messenger RNA from Moesziomyces aphidis, 2361 nucleotides. The record is from the annotation of a GenBank genome assembly. NCBI's taxonomy places the organism in Eukaryota, Fungi, Basidiomycota, Ustilaginomycetes, Ustilaginales, Ustilaginaceae.